GAGCGCGUCUACUCCCACGAAAGCCGAGCAGACUAUUUGGCAUUUGGCAUCUACUACCAAUUUGCGAGAGGUUGAAGACCAGCGGAAGUUUGACGUACUUCGUUUGUUCAUAGGGCGGCGAGACACACGGAUCUAAGGUAAUAUCGUCUCCCAUCUAACGCAUUUUAUACAUCACCGCACUACGGGAGCAAUCCUGCAGUGUGGUCUUUUUCGAGAUCAUAGUCCCUCCGUUUUUCAUGGACUCUGUGUGCAAACGCAUCAUGAUCCCAUCAUGAUCCCUUAACGGCAAUGGCAGCCAUCGAAAAAACUGACUAGUGCUUGCUGGCCAUUGACGCAUGAUGGAUGGGUACGGGACCCCGCCGCCUUCGGGGCCGAGCGCGCCUCGACGGAUUGACGAUUUAUCAUCCGGAUCAGAUGACGAAGAGAUUUUUUAAUACCCCUCUUGCAGAUAGUGCAGUGAACCAUGCACACUCAUGGUCUACAUAUAUUUCUGACUCCCCGAGGACGAGGACAACAAUUGUCGACCCUAUGAUCAACAACGGAGAUAGGCCAGCAGAUGAACUUCGCAAUGAGCACAUCAAGAUUGCUGACGAGUUACGCGUGGUGCUAGUGGCAUGUAUAUUUGAAUACUUUGACGGAUGGACGCCGAAGGCAAAGGGAUGGCAGAAUUGGUUCCCCAAAGCUCACCAACGGCCCUUGGGUUUGCAGCAGGGCUUCAAGAGGGGAUACAGGCGCUACAUUAUGUGAGGCAGUGGAUGGGGACAAAACUACAGAGGAGUCUAUCGCCAGUACAUUUGCAGAAACCGUCAUAUCAAAACGACGGAUAAAAUCAACUAACAGCAUGAGCGAUUUUUCUGAUGCAACAGUUAGGAGAUGAGAUCUACCAAUCAAGGAUGAUCCUUCUUUAUGAAGUUCUGGGAUUAGCUGGGAACAUUGGGCAACUCCCUGCAAAAUUUAAGAUGUGCCAGACUGAUUGCUGAGAAGGGGGCAAAUAUAGCUUGGUCAGACUAUCACUAUUAGCACCGCCACAAUCAAGAAGUCAGAAGGGGGUCAUUUGCAACGGCCUUGUAAAGCGAACCCUGGUCGUUCCCAUUAUCAAAGAACCUAUGGGAGACUCAUAAUUUUUCCUGAGAACUAUCUGCAGGUUAUGUAAUAUGCAUUUUAUGGAACUGUUUCCGUAUGCUUAGAGUGCG
Molecule: messenger RNA, 1193 nt
Organism: Triticum dicoccoides
Lineage: Eukaryota; Viridiplantae; Streptophyta; Magnoliopsida; Poales; Poaceae
Exons: 3
Coding region: 343-747 (134 amino acids)
Source: RefSeq, a predicted model, not a curated record